Erigeron canadensis is the source of this 1061-nucleotide messenger RNA. RefSeq lists its product as uncharacterized. The record is from RefSeq and is a predicted model, not a curated record. NCBI's taxonomy places the organism in Eukaryota, Viridiplantae, Streptophyta, Magnoliopsida, Asterales, Asteraceae. Bases 233 to 586 code for a protein of 117 amino acids. The transcript is spliced from 2 exons.
GUUGAGGGUGGUAAAGUGUAAAAGAUGAAACCCCCUCCCUACCCUACCCUUGUUCUUUUUGGCAGUUCUCGAGUCCUCCAAAUUGCUAACUUGCAGUAUAUGCCAACCUUGUAGACAUCCGCCCCUGCCAUUAAUUAAUUAAUUAAAUAAUCAAUCAAAUUAAAAGCGAAGAGAGAGAGACGAAAAGAAAGGAAUUGAAGUAGCAGAAGAGGAGAGGAGAGAAGAGAAGAGGAUGUCGAUGAGGAUAAAGGCGGUGGUGGAUAAAUUUGUAGAGGAAUUGAAAGAGGCGUUGGAUGCAGAUAUACAAGACAGAAUUAUGAAAGAAAGAGAGAUGCAGAGUUAUAUCGAAGAACGCGAACGUGAAGUCGCUGAACGCGAGGCCGCCUGGAAAGCCGAACUCUCUCGUCGCGAGGCAGAAAUUGCUAGACAAGAAGCAAGACUGAAAAUGGAAAGAGAAAACCUUGAGAAAGAGAAGAGUGUGCUCAUGGGAACUGCGUCCAACCAAGAUAAUCAAGACGGGGCCCUUGAAAUUACCGUAAGCGGUGAGAAGUACCGAUGUCUCAGGUUCUCAAAGGCCAAAAAAUGACCAUAGGGAAAAUUUAAUGUAUGUUGGCUCAUUGGUCAUUUGUAUGUAGAAAUUUGAUUGGUUGAACCAACUCAUCACUGACGUGAAAGAUUCUUUAUUCACAUUUAAUAUGCUAAUGGGGUUCUCGUUGGAACAUGUGAAAGUCCAAAACAUGGGGGAAGUAAUCCAAGGAUUCUUCAUAUAUUGUUUUGCAUAUGAUAAUGGAUUGGGGUUCUAUAUUUGCAGGGUUUCAUAUGUAUGCAUCUUGAUUCGUAUUGUUGGUCAUUGCAUUUUUUUCGUUGUCGAUAGGGUACAUUGUAAAGAGCUGAUUAAUUUUAUUUGCUGGGGUUCUUAGGUAUCAUCUUUUUGUUAUUUCAUCAAACAUUCGGUUUCACUGUUAUUGUCAUUAUAGAUCUUGAUUCUACUAUGUAGUUUACGAGGAACUGCUGCAACACAAUGCAAAUCCCCACAACCCUCAAUUACAAAGCAAUAUAAA